ACAAAAGAAAAGGAAAGUUUGAAGAGGCUUGAGUUCCAAGUAAAUAAACGUGUGUUAGAGAAACAAAAGCAAAUCUAUCAGAGGAUUUGGUUUACGAUACUCUCUCUCUCUCUCUUUAUAUAUGUAAACACGUGAGAUCACUUUCUAACAAACCAAUCUUUUCUCUCUACAUUCGUUGCUUACAAACCCUAUUUUCUCACUCGCGCUGAGAAAGAGAGAGAGAAGGAUGGAGAAGCAUGAGUUCUUAGAACUGUUUGAAGCUGCGACUAAAGCUGCAAAAUCUGCUUCGAGAGGAGACGCUAAGAACUCUCCUGCGGUCUCUAGGUGCGUCGAAGCCAUAAAGCGUUUGGGAGGAGCUCCGGAGUCGCUUGCUUACGAGAUGGUCAUCGAUCGCAAAUACCCUCAAAUUGGAAAGAGUCACGGCCUUUUCACGGAGCACAGAAACCCUAGAAUCCAGUCCGAGGGAAAGAUUCUUUACUCUCUUUGGCUCAGAUAUCUCUACGCAACGGGGAGGAAACAGGGUUCACGACCUCGUGAUCGGACGGUUGUGAAGAAGGAGAAGAAGCUUGUGGAGGAGGAGAUGAUUUCGAGGACGACGGGGGAUUCUAACCGAGACAAAGUGCGCGAGAUGCUUCACAAGUCCUUGUCUAAAGUGGCUGUUGAGAUGAAGGAAGGAGUGGUUUCUUGCGAUUAUUGGAGUGUGGCUGCGUCGGUUGAAUCUGCUAUGUUUGAGAGACUAGGUUCUUUCGGAGGGACUCAAAAAGCAAAGUACAGAUCCAUUCUUUUCAACAUGGGAGACAGCAGCAAUCCAGACCUGAGAAGGAAAGUUAUAUUCGGUGAGAUCAGUGGAGAGAGGCUGGUGACGAUGGAGAAAGAAGAGAUGGCUAGCCACAAGAUUCAGUUGCAAGUUCAAAACAUCAAAGAGAAAGCCAGAGUUAGGGAAGAGAAUCGAGUAAAGAGUAUGACGAUUUUUCAGUCAGACAGUAUGAUCAUGACUUGAGCACAAAAUAUAGAUUCUCAGUUUAUUAAAUUGUAUAUUAAUUAGUCUCUUGUCUUAGUGUUGUCUCACUGUAAAAACACUUUAAAAGUUCUGCGUUGCCAAGUUUAAUUUGCAACUCUUGUCUUGUUUCAUUUGUU
Molecule: messenger RNA, 1137 nt
Organism: Brassica napus (rape)
Lineage: Eukaryota; Viridiplantae; Streptophyta; Magnoliopsida; Brassicales; Brassicaceae
Product: transcription elongation factor TFIIS-like
Exons: 1
Coding region: 227-1000 (257 amino acids)
Biological process (GO): DNA-templated transcription
Cellular component (GO): nucleus
Source: RefSeq, a predicted model, not a curated record